This is a messenger RNA of Sinocyclocheilus grahami, 2319 nucleotides long. RefSeq lists its product as uncharacterized. The coding region runs from base 173 to 2095 and encodes 640 amino acids. The record is from RefSeq and is a predicted model, not a curated record. Gene Ontology annotation, cellular component: cytoplasm. Lineage: Eukaryota; Metazoa; Chordata; Actinopteri; Cypriniformes; Cyprinidae. The transcript is spliced from 5 exons.
UUUUAUUCUCCGAACACUUAAAAGUAGACACUUUGCUUACGUUCAACGUGCUUUCUAUGGACGUAAAUCAGCUUAAUCGUCUUGACCCACGUAUAUUCUGUAAAGACAGACCUUUGUUUUGGAUGCGAGUGAAUGCAGCUGUGAUGUAAAGCCUGUGUUGUGCAGCUCUGGCAUGGAGUCUCCAGCGGUGGAUGAUGAUAUCUGUAUCCUGAAGCACGAGACGGCGUACGUCUCGCCCGAGAGCCCCGUGUCCGCGUGCGCCGGAGACGAGUCGGUGGCGUCUCACUUCGCUCUGGUCACCGCCUACGAGGACAUCAAGAAGAGACUCCGAGACACGGAGAAGGAGAACGGCCUGCUGCGCCGGAGAGUCAAGCAGCUGGAGGACAAGCAUUUCCGUCCGGAAGCGCCUCCGUCUGAAGGACCGCAGUACAUGAACAAAGCCUUCAGCGCGUACCGCGGCAUCUACAUGGAGAAGGAGGACUUACAGAUGGAGCUCAAUAAAGUGAAAAAGGAGAAGCUGGAUUUAGAGAAGCAUCUGACGGAGCAGCUGCAGGCCAAAGAACUGGAGCUUCUGCAGCUCAGAUCGGAGAUGGAAACAAGCCAAGUGAUGAAGAGUCUGACGGAUACGGCGGAUUACUGGCAGGUGGACAGAUGCAGCAGUGAAAUGAAGAUCCACUCGCUGCAGGAGCAGCUGGAGCGCUUACAGAUAGAGAACGACGCGCUGCACAAGCUCUGCAGGGCCGGACAGGUGCGUCUCCACCUCUGUGCUACACCCCUGCUACACCUGUGUUACAGCCUCGCUACACCUGCACUACACCUGUGUUACAGCCUCGCUACACCUGCACUACACCUGUGUUACAGCCUCGCUACACUUGCACUACACCUGUGUUACACCCCUACUACACCAGCAUUAUGUAUCUACACUACACCUGUGUUACACCCCUGCUACACCUGCACUAUACCUAUUACACCCCCACUACACCUGAACUACACCUGCAUUAUAUAUCUGCACUACACCUGUUACACCCCUGCACUACACCUGCGUUACACCCCUGCACUACACCUGCGUUACACCCCUGCACUACACCUGCGUUACACCCCUGCACUACACCUGUGUUACAGCCCCGCUACACCUGCAUUAUAUAUCUGCACUACACCUGUGUUACACUCCUGCUACACCUGCACUACACCUGUGUUACAGCCUCGCUACACUUGCACUACACCUGUGUUACACCCCUACUACACCAGCAUUAUGUAUCUACACUACACCUGUGUUACACCCCUGCUACACCUGCACUAUACCUAUUACACCCCCACUACACCUGCAUUAUAUAUCUGCUCUACACCUGUUACACCCCUGCACUACACCUGUGUUACAGCCCCGCUACACCUGCAUUAUAUAUCUGCACUACACCUGUGUUACACUCCUGCUACACCUGCACUACACCUGUGUUACACCCCUACUACACCAGCAUUAUAUAUCUGCACUACACCUGUGUUACACCCCUACUACACCAGCAUUAUGUAUCUACACUACACCUGUGUUACACCCCUGCUACACCUGCACUAUACCUAUUACACCCCCACUACACCUGAACUACACCUGCAUUAUAUAUCUGCACUACACCUGUUACACCCCUGCACUACACCUGCGUUACACCCCUGCACUACACCUGCGUUACACCCCUGCACUACACCUGUGUUACAGCCCCGCUACACCUGCAUUAUAUAUCUGCACUACACCUGUGUUACACUCCUGCUACACCUGCACUACACCUGUAUCCAGAGGCUGUCGGUUUCAGCUGCUUCAACUGUUCCAGUGCAGUGCCUGGAUGAUGUGCAGAAGAGCAGUGUCCCUCGUCCCCCCAGCGCGCCUCCGCUGCCCUCGGUCCCAGACGGCCCCCAGGACCCCUGGCCCCUCCCACGUCCGGCCCCGCUGGGCAGCCCUGGCGUGCGGCUCAAUCCCCCCCCGCGCAUGAGCUCGCUGGACGACAGCUCCUGGUCCUUCCCCAGCCCUCCUCGACCCAGCGAUGCUCUGUUCUGGGACCAAACCAAGCCCAAGAGCCCCGCCGGAGACUGGGGCCAACCGUACUGAAUCCCGGCCCCGGCCCUCCACACCUUACCUGCCUUAACACACACAUCCCUCUCUGGAUGAUCCCGGAUGAGCAAAUACCUCGAGCAGACUGGGAUGGAGAAACCCUUGAGCGGACGCGUUCCUGACUAGGGUUGGGUAUCGUUUGAAUUUGAUCAAUUUCGAUUCCGAUUCUAACCGAUUAAGCCAAACAUUUAGAUAUCAAACAUAUUUGAGACCCUGGAGCA